Messenger RNA from Aspergillus calidoustus, 1464 nucleotides. The record is from the annotation of a GenBank genome assembly. NCBI's taxonomy places the organism in Eukaryota, Fungi, Ascomycota, Eurotiomycetes, Eurotiales, Aspergillaceae.
AUGGUCGCCUCUGCUCUCAGAAUGCGCACUCCCAGCGCGAUGUUUCUCUCAAAAGGCGCCUCUACCCUGAGGCGACCGCAGGCCACUUACAAGUUCACGGCCGUGAUCCAACAACAAUUACCCGCCAUCUCUGCCCUUUCCCGCUUCUAUGCUUCAAAGUCUUUCCCUCCUCACACAAUUAUUAGCAUGCCGGCCUUGUCGCCGACCAUGUCCGCCGGAAACAUCGGAGCUUGGCAAAAGAAGCCGGGUGAUAGCCUGCAACCCGGUGAUGUUCUGGUUGAGAUCGAAACCGAUAAGGCGCAGAUGGACUUCGAAUUUCAGGAAGAGGGUGUCUUGGCUAAGGUGCUGAAGGAGACUGGCGAAAAGGAUGUACCUGUUGGUUCUCCCAUCGCCGUCCUGGUCGAGGAGGGCGUUGAUGUCGCCGCCUUCGAAUCAUUCAGCCUGGAGGAUGCUGGCGAGGGCGCCGGUGCUGCUCCCGCCAAGGAAGCCACGGAAGCCCCCAAGGAAACCCCCAAGACCUCAGAACCUUCGACACCCGAGCCUGCCCCUGGUGCUUACGAGCCCGACACCUCCGGCGAGAAGCUCCAGCCCAGUCUCGACCGCGAGCCUGCCAUUAGCCCUGCCGCCAAGGCCCUGGCUCUUGAGAAGGGUGUGCCAAUCAAGGCUCUGAAGGGUACCGGACGCGGUGGCCAAAUCACCAAGGAGGACGUCGAGAAGUACAAGUCUACCGCACCAGCUGCUGCUGCUGAGGCUGGCUCUGAGGACAUCCCUCUCACCUCGAUGCGCAAGACGAUCGCUACUCGCCUCCAGCAAUCCUGGAACCAGAAUCCCCACUUCUUCGUUUCCACCACCCUCUCCGUCACCAAGCUUCUGAAGCUUCGUCAAGCCCUCAACGCCUCCGCUGAUGGCAAGUACAAACUCUCCGUCAACGACUUCCUUGUCAAGGCUUGCGCUGCCGCUCUUCAGAAGGUUCCCCAGGUCAACUCCAGCUGGACUGAGGAGAACGGCCAGGUUGUCAUCCGUCAGCACAAGGCCGCUGAUAUCAGUGUCGCCGUCGCUACCCCUGUUGGAUUGAUCACUCCAAUUGUGAAGAACGCGCAGGGUCUUGGCUUGGCGAGCAUUUCCAACCAGAUCAAGGAUCUCGGUAAGCGUGCUAAGGACAACAAGCUCAAGCCCGAGGAGUUCCAGGGCGGCACUUUCACCAUCAGCAACAUGGGCAUGAACCCUGCCGUUGAGCGAUUCACUGCUGUCAUCAACCCCCCUCAGGCCGGUAUUCUGGCCGUUGGUACCACUCGCAAGGUUGCUGUUCCUGUUGAGACUGAGGAGGGUACGUCCGUUGAGUGGGAUGACCAGAUUGUUGUUACUGGUAGCUUCGACCACCGGGUCGUUGAUGGUGCUGUUGGUGCGGAGUGGAUCAAGGAGCUUAAGAAGGUUGUCGAGAACCCCUUGGAGCUUAUGCUCUAA